Messenger RNA from Drosophila santomea, 1247 nucleotides. RefSeq lists its product as uncharacterized. The transcript has 2 exons. NCBI's taxonomy places the organism in Eukaryota, Metazoa, Arthropoda, Insecta, Diptera, Drosophilidae. Bases 95 to 988 code for a protein of 297 amino acids. The record is from RefSeq and is a predicted model, not a curated record.
AUCCACCCAUCGACUGGCCACACUAAACAAGUGUAAACAAAAGUUGUGUUGUGUUUUUUUAUUGGCCCAAAAAGGCCCCAAUUCGGAAUUGGUCAUGUCCAAGCUGAGCGACACCAAGAUCCCGAUCACGGAGUUCCUGGAGGCAUACCGUCGCCAGCCGUGUCUCUACAACUCGCUGCUGGACUCGUACAAGAAUCGGGUGUCCCGUGAGGAGGCCUACGGGGCGAUAAUCCGUUCCCUAAAGAUACCCCAACUGACGGUGGUGGACAUAAAGCUUAAGAUCAAGAGUGUGCGUACCGUCUACUCCAAGGAGCUGCGCAUCUGGAUGCGCGAGAAGGAGCUGGGAAGAAGCUACGAGCCCAAGUUAUUUUGGUUUAAGUUGGCCGACUCCUUCCUGCGCUCCGUUUCCCUUUCCCACUGCAAAAGGGGAAAAAACAAGCAUGCUAGUGCUCCACCAACGCCAGUUAAAGCGGAGGAGACGACCCUGCCCCAGAGCAAACUUCUUUUCACUGCCGCCGCAGAUAUCAGUAUGAGUGAGGAUGCGCUAGAGGAAGAGGAUGCAGAGGUGGAUGCCGAGCCAGAGGAGUGUCCUUUGGACCGAAGCAAGCCUACAGCAAGCAGCUGCAUAAUUUCAAUGGCUGCGGAAAAUACUCGCGCCAGCAAAGCCGAGCUAAUCUUGGAUGAUUCCUCACUCUGCCUGGUGGAGCAACCACAGCAGGAGCAACAUCCUCAGGGGUGCAGCAGCUCCCAACAGCUCCCACCCACGCCGACACAACGAAAACCUAAGUACAAUACGAGUCUGGACUCGGCCGGAGAGGAUGAGCUAAUGAUUUUCGGCCAGAGCAUCGCCUCCCAGCUGCGAACCAUUCCGGAUUCAUAUUCUCGAUCGGUGGCGAAACUCCGCAUCCAGCAGGUGCUGUUCGAGGCUGAAACUGGGCAGUUUCAGAGCUCCGAUGUCAAUAGCACGCAGCUCCAACAUACCUUCUAAUCCAUAAGUCUAGAUUAGGGCCAACAAGUUCCAUUGUUUACAUAUGUGUUCAUGUAGUCCCUGUGCUCAGUUCUCGCAAAUCAUCCCACAGGAAAAUAUCACCCUGGUCUAUUUUUAGGGAAUGUUUAAGCCUUUUGUCGUUCAGUAGUCAAGUUAAUUUUUAAGAAUGACGAUUAAGUUUAAGAAUGUAAAUAACACUACAAAAAUAAAUACUUUGUAAGUAGUAAAACCGAGGAGGGCUACAUUUUUGUAUGAGAAA